Saccostrea echinata is the source of this 4132-nucleotide messenger RNA. Its product is annotated as paladin-like. NCBI's taxonomy places the organism in Eukaryota, Metazoa, Mollusca, Bivalvia, Ostreida, Ostreidae. The record is from RefSeq and is a predicted model, not a curated record. The coding region runs from base 10 to 2589 and encodes 859 amino acids. The transcript has 20 exons.
GUUGGAAAGAUGGGAUCUGGUUCUAGUACUCUGACUCCUCCAUCUUCCCCUGAGCCAGACAGCCCAAUACUGUCUCACCGGGCCCUAUCACCAGAAAAACAAAAAAGCAGAAAUUUUGUGAGAGCUGGAAAUGAUGUUGCCCCAAUCAUAAUCAGGGAUUGCAAAGAAGAAUUUCAGCAUGUUACAGAUUUCAAAGAUCCUAUUAUUUAUGGAAGCAUUACAGAAAACAUGCCUAGACACCCACUAGUGAAGGGAAAGUACUUCUUGGUUCGUGAUGCUUCAGAUAAAUCUGACAUCAAGAAAACUUAUGCCCAAUAUAAAGCUCCCAAUUUUCACCAGGCUUCAAAAGGAUUGCCUGUUUACGGUGCAGGCCAACCAACGGAAAAAGGACUUAUUUAUCUUAUAGACCAUCUAGUGGAUGAAGGUCACACAGAGGUUUUACUGUUUAAUUUGAGAGAGGAGCCCGUAUUGUUUGUGGAGAGUGCGUCUGAUAUGCUACCUUACUCCAUCAGAGAAAAAGAAAGCUUAAAGGAACUAGUCAACCUGGGCAGAUCCUCAUAUGAAGCAGAUGAAGCAGAAGCCAGGAUCAGAAAAGAGGUGAUAGACUUGGCAACACUAAAAGAGGAGAACAAGUUUUAUUUUUACAAGGACUUGGAGAAUCUUCAUCGAGAACCACAUGAGUUUUAUGUACAGUACGAGGACCACCUGUUAGUGUCCGAGGAAGUCUACUCAAGGCACAUUCUCUGCUCUCACUGUGUCAGGUACAGAAGACUGUGCUUUCCUCAGGAGUCUGCACCUAGUGACAUGGAUGUAGAUUCCUUUAUAGAUGUUUACAAGGAAUGUCCAAGUGGAUUUGACAAAACACAUGGUUCCAGUAUGGCGAUGUUGUUUACCUGCCAUGUGGGUUAUGGUAGAACCACAUUAGGAAUGGUAAUGGGGUCACUACUUUUAGCUCAUCGCAAUGGCUUUAGUAGCAUCCUUAGUAAAACCCAUAAAAGUAGUGGAGAGGAAAUAGACUGUGGUGCUGUACAUAGACUUGUCUCACUCAUUCCUGAUGGGCAAAAAAUCAAACACCAGAUAGAUGCUGUGAUAGAUAUGUGUGGGGAGCUAUACAAUUUACACAGUGAAAUUUCGGCAGCAAAACAUCUUUUAGAAGGAACAACAUUUGACCAAGAAAUUGAUGGAAAGAAUGCUCAGGAGAUGCUGUACAAAAGAUGCUGCCAUUUUCUACAACGCUAUUUAUUCCUCAUUUGUUUCAACAGUUACCUAACAGAACAGUUUUCCCAGCGAUUUCUCAAGUCAUAUUCAAAAUGGAAGAGACAACAUCCAGAGAUGAUCAGACUAUUGGAAAAUGUCCAUCACCCUAAUUCUCAUGCCCCACUGAAUUUGGUGCUGACAGAGAGACAGUUCCUAGUGGCAGAUGUAUACAUAGGAUUGGACGUGAUGAGUACACAAAUGGAUGUCAGAGUGCCUAACUUUAGAAAGCUCAACCUCAAAGGAUUCUCAGUUUAUGGAAUGGCUCAGCCUGCAAGAGAUGGUGUGACAAAAAUAUCCAACUACUUACUGAGUAAGAAACAAGGACAUAAACUGGUGGUACUGGUGAAUCUGAGGAAUGACGUGGCUGUGGAAUGUGAUGGGCAGACUUACAGUGUACGAGACUCCACACUGCUAGACGAACCAAUCAUUCAUCCAGGCCUCACAGUGGAAGAGCUAGAGGAUAAAGAAGAAACCUUAACAAAGAUAAUCAAAACCAACAAAAUCAAGAUAUACAAUGAGUUAUCUGACGAGCCUGUGGAGCGGGAAUUUAACAGUGUGCUGACAUCGUCGGAGCUGGCAGAGAAUCAGAAACUGCAGACUCUGGACAUGCAGUACUUUAGAGUGCCUCUACAAUAUGAUACCACACCAACAGAACAGGACUUUGAUGAUUUAAUGACUGUGAUACAUAAAAAUGGCUUCAGUGACGAUCAGGAAUGCAACAAGACGGCUAUUGUGUACUAUUGUCGGACAGGGAAAAGCCGCACCACCCUGGCCUUGGCUGUUACUGGUCUAAUCAUGUGUCAUCUAAGGGGUUUUCCAAAAGGAGCAAAUCUUGGAGAGCAAGAGAGAGUUUCAUGUCCAAAUGCCCAGUAUACCAAAGGAGACUUUAUGAUUGUUCAAAAGCUUGUACGGUUGCUGCCAAAUGGUCAACAAGUUAAAAGGGAAGUGGACUUCAUUUUAGACGAGUGUUUUGAAACCAUGUCGCCCAUGCAUUUUCAUAUUCGAGAAGUGAUAUUUGUAACAUACAAUAAGAUAACUAAAGCAAAGUCAGAAAUAGAAAAGCAACAGUUGAAGAGACAAAGUCUGGAGGCACUGGAGCGCUAUAUUUACCUGAUCCUGUUUAACAUGUAUCUAAGAUAUGACAAGAAAAUCAAAUGGCGGCGAACAUUUUCCCAGUGGAUGAGAGAGGUGGCUGUAAAUGCUGGUGUGUUUGAGUUGCUUGAUAACCUUGCUUUUUAUGACUUUGAGAAGCUACCUACAGCAUACAAAACAAUGAAUGAAAGAUGGACAAACCGUUCUCAACCCAUUCCAUUUGCCGGAGAAUUCAAGUGAUGCAUCUGAUGUAACAGUCAUUAAACCAAUGAAUUUUGUGAUAUGAUUCUAGUACACAAUGUACUACAAAGUGCAGAAAAGUUUGAAAGAAAUGAGAGAAUUUAAAAAAAAUCAAAAUCAAUGAGUUUGCUUAGUAUACUUUUUAGAUUCCAAUUUCCAUUUACACCUGUGUUAUAAUAAAAUCAAUUUUGUAUUUUAAACAGUGCAAUCAAGUUGUGUAUUUGAAUAUUGUAUUCAAUCAAGCCAAGCAGCUCAUGAGUUAUAAUGAUCUAGUUUUGAACUAGCUUGCAUUCAAACAAUAACAGAUUACCAUAUAUGCCUUUGAUUUUGCUCACAGUUAUUUGUGCAUUUUCAUGGCCAAAUAUGAUUUCACCUCGUUAGGCUUCAGAUUUUUAUUCUUUAAUGAUUUAUUGAAAUUGGUUUCCCUAAAGUGUUAAUUUCACAGGUUUGUUAUGCAGUUCAGAGGCGAAAAUAAAACCUGUAGAGAUCGAAUUAAAAUAUGCGAUGUUAAUGCAAGCUAGGUAGUAUAAAAUGAGAGAUUUUUCACAUUACUGGUACUUUCUAUAUUUGAAAAUGUUGAAUCUUUGUAGCUUUUGCUUAUAGCCUUUUCAAAUGAAGUGAGAUAUCAUAUUUGUAUUCAAGUCCGACAAUCAAACCGAGAAUCGGAAGAUGUUUGAAAUAUAAAUAUGGUACUUUCUAGACAUACCAUUAAUGCACAGAAUGAAACUGUUCUUGAACUAGCAACAAUAUAGAAGUACCUUGUAAAAUAUAUCUCUUCAUUGGGUUAUGGUUGUGUUAUUACUGUAUUUUGCACUUUAUUUAAGAUUUUGCAAACCUUGACAGUGUUGUUAACGAAUAUUGUUUUAUAUGAGUUUUUUGAUCAUAUACGAAUGGAACAGGUAACUGUGUAUAUCAUAUGAAUUUGUAUAAUUUUCUUUUAUGCAAAGCAUUAUUUGAUAAUGCACAUUUGUUAUAAUAAUAUAAUUGAUACAUUUAUCAUAUAUGUAAAAGCUCUGCCAAUUCAUCAACAGGUAACGAAAACAAUAUAUAUAGAUCAGUAGUUUUUGUACAGUUAUUUUUAUGCAUAACUUUUUUUUCGCCCCAAUAUUAUCCAAGCCAUCCACAUUGCAUUUAACAGAUUGAAUAAUUCUAGUAAGGCAAGAAAAAGAGACACAGACAAAAUUAAAAGUCAAAUCAAUGCAUAACAUUGCUGACAAAUGUCAUUACAAAUUAAACAGUUAAGAUUUGAAAAAGAUAGGGGUGGGAGUGGUGAAAUCAAGCAGCACUAUAACAGAGUAUUGGGGAAAAUGUGAUAUUCUUCGUGGGAGAACUGAAAUACUGGUGGAACAAAACCAAACGUGGGUGAGGGGAGGGGUGUUAUUACAAUGCAAUGCACAUACAACUAUUGAAAAGUUGUGAUACAUAGUUACUUUUCCAUUUGUAUAUUAAUUGUAAUUUUGUGCAAUAUUUACAAGUGUUGUUAUUCUUUUUGUACUUGUUUAAAUAUUUCAAUGAUUUAUAAAUAAACUGUUGCUAAACUGAA